This is a messenger RNA of Verticillium nonalfalfae, 1287 nucleotides long. RefSeq lists its product as uncharacterized. The coding region runs from base 1 to 1287 and encodes 428 amino acids. The transcript has 3 exons. Lineage: Eukaryota; Fungi; Ascomycota; Sordariomycetes; Glomerellales; Plectosphaerellaceae. The record is from RefSeq and is a predicted model, not a curated record.
AUGAAGAAAACUCUGAUCUUAUGCUUCAUACACGGCUUCAAGGGUGGUGAUGACACCUUUGGAGAAGGCUACGAGUUCACGGAACACCUUCGCUCACUCGUCGAGCAAGCGCUGCCCAAACUCAACGUCCAAGUUCUUGUGUAUCCCAAAUAUGAGACGAGAGGCGACCUAGGCAAUUGUGUCAGCCGAUUUCGUGACUGGCUCCAAGAGAAGGUCAUCGACAUUGAAGUCGAAGCUGGCACCUCAUCCCCGACCGUCGACCCCUCGGUCCGCACCAUCCUGAUCGGCCACUCCAUGGGCGGCAUCGUCGCCGCCGAGACAGUCAUCGGCUUGACCUCUGACAAACCCAUCUACUCCGAAGACGGCGUCGAAAAGUCGGCCCAGACGCCCACGUCGUUCAACUCGCUCAUGUUCCCCUACGUCCAGGGCGUCCUCGCCUUCGACACGCCCUACCUCGGCAUCUCGCCGGGCGUCGUCGCCCACGGCGCAGAGGGGCACUACACCGCCGCCUCGGCCGCCAUGACCCAGCUCAGCGGCCUUGGCACCGCCCUCUGGGGCGCCACCCCCAACAAGCCCGCGUCCCCCGGCCCCGGCAACGCCUCGCGCGCCCCCGUCGCCGCGCUCCCGGCCCCGUCCUCGCCCGGUGGCACAACGACCCAGCAGCAGCAGCAGCAGAGCCCGUGGGCGAAAUGGGGCAAGAUCGCCGCCAUCGCCGGCGGUGCCGCGGCCGUGGCGGCCGGCGGCGCGGCGGCGUACAUGAACCGCGACCAGCUGACGCAGGGCUGGACGUGGGCGACGUCGCACCUCGAGUUCGUCGGCUGCCUCGCCAAGGGCGGCGAGCUGCAGAAGCGCGUGCAGUACAUGACCAAGGUCCACCAGGAGCUCGACGUCGGCUUCGCCAACCUGUACACGCGCCUCGGCCGCGGCGCCGCCGCCAAGGAUGUCAGCGUCGUCGGCACCGUGCUCGGCAAGGACCGCACCUUUUGCAACCUGCCCAAGCGCGGCGACGCCGGCGUCUGGAAGCCGGCCGUCAACGACAAGGCCGAGGAGGAGACGCAGGCGCACAUGGCCAUGUUUGAGAGGAAGAACAACCCCGGCUACGAAGCGCUGGCGCGGGACGCGACGGACCUGAUCGCGACGUGGACGAGGAACGCGUGGUACGAGAGCAGCGUCGAGGACGCGCCCGCGCUGAAACAGUCGGCCGAGGAGGACGGCUCGUCGCGACAAGAGGAGCGCAGGCCGACGGAGGAGAAGGUGCUGGGUCAGGAGGAGAAUCCAUGGGCGUGA